This is a messenger RNA of Syzygium oleosum, 1229 nucleotides long. RefSeq lists its product as uncharacterized. Lineage: Eukaryota; Viridiplantae; Streptophyta; Magnoliopsida; Myrtales; Myrtaceae. Bases 54 to 971 code for a protein of 305 amino acids. The transcript is spliced from 4 exons. The record is from RefSeq and is a predicted model, not a curated record.
ACGACACUGUGCACAAUCAAGCUGUGAGAGAGAGAGAGAGACAGAGAGAGAGAAUGGUGAACACAGUCAAGCUCUACAAGCCCCUGUUGCGAGCGAUCAUGAAGCUCGCCGGAUUGAGACCCCAAAAGAUCGAGGUCGAACCAGGGACCGUCAUGAACAUCUGGGCUCCGAUUCGAUCCAGGAAGAACGCCAACAGCGGCGAAAAACCCGCCGUCGUCUUCCUCCACGGCUUCGUUGGCGACGGCAUCCUGACGUGGCAGUUCCAAGUCCUCGCCCUUGCGAGGGACUACGCAGUCUACGUGCCGGACCUCCUCUUCUUCGGCGGUUCCUCCACCCGCCACGGCCGCCGGACGGUGGGAUUCCAGGCGGAGUGCCUGGGGAGGGGGCUGGCGAAGCUCGGGGUGCGGCGGUGCACGGUGGUCGGGUUCAGCUACGGCGCGAUGGUGGCGUUCAGGUUGGCCGAGUCGCGGCCUGAGCUGGUUUUGUCGGUGGUGGCGACGUGCUCCGGCCCGGCGCUGACGGAGUCGUUGAGCCGGGAGUGCUUGGAGAGGAUGGGGUUUCCGACGUGGUCGGAGUUUCUGUUGCCUGAUUCGGCGGAUGCACUAAAGAAGUUGCUUGACAUUGGCAGCUUCCGCUUCCCUAGACUCCCCAAGUGCGUUUUCAAGCACGCCCUAGAGGUCAUGUUUGGCUGCAGAAAAGAGAGAGCUGAAUUGCUGGAGGCUUUGGUCAUUCCAGACAAGGAUUUCGCUUUCCCACGCUACUCUCAGAGGGUGCAUCUGGUCUGGGGCGAGAAUGACAGUAUCUUCCCUGUGGCAGUAGCCCAGUCACUGAAAGAAAAUUUGGGAAAUAAUGCAACACUAGUAAGCAUUGAGAAAGCAGGCCAUCUUGUUGCAUUGGAGCGACCCUUCGUCUACAAUAAAUGUCUGAAGAGAAUUCUGUCCUCUAUCUACAAAGCUGGUCACACAAAAUAGUUAGGUCACAGAAUAGUUUUCAAAUGACUUAUACAAUAAUUAGUACAAUAAUUUGUUUAAAAGAUUAGAAAUAUCGUUUGAGUUAUUGGAGAUUAUACUGUUAGAGAUGAAAUCUCGUUUGAGUUAUUGAAAAUCACCCUAUUGGAGAUUUUCGGACAAGUGUUUGAUGUUGAAAUCCUGUUGUGAAUUUGCUUGACUAUAUAAAAGGAAUAGAGAGAGCAAAUGGCCUGGAUAAGGAAAUCAGAGUAUCUUAUUGUA